UUGACUGCAAACCCAUCCGCUGUGCAGGAGAAGGGUUUUCUAGCACAAUGAUUGGAAGACUGGCCGCUCUGAUUCUUCUUGGUACAGUGUAUCUGAUUCAAACUGCAGAGGUUCCUCAACAGGUCUCUUUGACUUUGGUUGAACUUGGUGGAAAUGUUACGUUGUGGUGUCCAGUUUUCAGAGAAGGAUACUUUUACUGGUACAAGCAGACUUUGGGACAUAUGAUCCAAACAGUUGCUACAGUAACUUUCACUGGACAGAAACUUAGUCUGCAAUUGAACAACACACGUUUCAAAGUCACAGGAGGGAAGACUCAGUAUUCUCUUACCAUCAGAAAUAUAACCAAAGAGGACGAAGCAACAUAUUUCUGUCUCAUUGGAACAGCGUAUGGACAAAGUUUUGUCAACGUCACCUUCUUGGCUGUUAAAGAUCGUAAGCAGCAGAGAUCUUUCUACGUGAAACAAAGUCCGCUCACUGAGUCGGUCCAGCCGGGCGACUCGGUGACUCUCCAGUGUUCACUUGUCUCCAGGAACAAAGAAGACAGAGUCCAGUGUCCAGGUGAACACAGUGUGCACUGGUUCAGAUCUGGAUCAGGAGAAUCUCAUCCAGGCUUCAUUCACACUCACAGUGAUGCUCAAGAAGAAAGAAGUUGUGACUUCAGUCUGUCCAAAACUAUACACAACUCCUCUGAUACUGGGACCUACUACUGUGCUGUGGCCACAUGUGGAGAGAUCCUGUUUGGUGAAGGAACCCAAGUGGACACAAGUACGUUUUACAGUCUUGAAUGUUGAAUAGUGAAUUCUAUAGCUUCCUGAGGCCAACAAGGAGUGAGAAAUGCAGGUUUGCAUUGACACCUCUGUUUGAGGCCCUGCCACAACAAUGACAACGUUUCCAGGCAUCAUGUGUUUGUCAGUGGUGACUGUGAAUGUGUGUCUAUUUGUGUCUGUUAGUGUGUGAAUGUACAAAGCGUGUUCUCGCCCGUCAUUGAACCCGAUGAAGGCCACAAAC
Molecule: messenger RNA, 1008 nt
Organism: Cyclopterus lumpus (lumpfish)
Lineage: Eukaryota; Metazoa; Chordata; Actinopteri; Perciformes; Cyclopteridae
Exons: 3
Coding region: 48-791 (247 amino acids)
Biological process (GO): response to bacterium
Source: RefSeq, a predicted model, not a curated record